Calidris pugnax (ruff) is the source of this 1181-nucleotide messenger RNA. It is a transcript of the gene DLX4, whose product is annotated as distal-less homeobox 4. Gene Ontology annotation, biological process: negative regulation of transcription by RNA polymerase II; cell differentiation; embryo development. Gene Ontology annotation, molecular function: RNA polymerase II cis-regulatory region sequence-specific DNA binding; DNA-binding transcription factor activity, RNA polymerase II-specific. NCBI's taxonomy places the organism in Eukaryota, Metazoa, Chordata, Aves, Charadriiformes, Scolopacidae. The transcript is spliced from 3 exons. Bases 46 to 783 code for a protein of 245 amino acids. The record is from RefSeq and is a predicted model, not a curated record.
CUGCGGGCUCCGGGGGCUGCCCGCCCCGGCCCGGCCCGACCCACCAUGACCAUGAGCUCCGUAGCCGAGAGCCUGCUGGGGCCCGAUCCCUCCAAAGCCGCUUUCCUGGAGCUCGGGCACCCUUCUCCGCCGCACUACCCGCUGCACGGCCUCCACCCCUCCGGCCACCCCCAGCACGACCCACCGCCCUUCGCCUCCUACGGCCGGCCAGGGCCCUACACCUACACCGGCGGUGCCCCCCCGCCGCCCCACGGGGGUCCCUACCUGCCCUACCCGCCCCCCGCCGCCCAGCAUCCCCCGGCGGGGCUGGCCCACGGCUCCAGGCUGCAGGACGCAGAUCAUGAGAAGCCCCCGUCCAUCGCCAACGGGGACCUGCGUGUCAAUGGCAAGGGGAAGAAGCUGCGCAAGCCCCGCACCAUCUACUCCAGCCUCCAGCUGCAGGCCCUCAACCAGCGCUUCCAGCAGACCCAGUACCUGGCGCUGCCGGAGCGUGCCGAGCUGGCGGCGCAGCUGGGGCUCACCCAGACCCAGGUCAAGAUCUGGUUCCAGAACAAACGCUCCAAGUACAAGAAGAUCAUGAAGCAGGGCUCCAGCGCGCCCGACGGGGAGCACCUCCACACCACCACCUCCCUCUCCCCCUGCUCCCCCAACAUCCCCCCGCUCUGGGACAUGCCCGUGCCGGGCAAAGGGCCCCCCUUGGCCCCCAGCAGCUACAUCAACAGCUUCGGGGCCUGGUACCAGCCGCACCCGCAGGACACCAUCCCCCGGACCCCCAUGAUGUGAUGCUGCCGCGGCUCUGGCACCCACCGGCUCCGGGAGGGCCAGCAAGGUGGGGGGGGGAUGCUCUUCUGCCACCCCCACCGAGGGACCGGGGAGCCCAGCGAAGCCCUGGGGGACCCCAGCGAAUGGAGAAGGAGGAGAGGAGGAGGAGGAAAGUGACCACAGUCUACAGGGACAUGGGGAUCGCCUGCUCCAUCGUGGUCUGAAGUGAGACAGCACCAGCACAACGUCCCAGUGGGACAGGACUUGGCCUCCAGACACAGCCCCGGGUCCCACCAUUGAUGGACAUGGCUGGGGGGGGGACCCGAGAGGGGCUGGGAGGGUCCCCAGACCUCCCCAGCCUGGUUUUAUUUAUAAAUACCGUCCGUUAUUGUAUGUGCCCCCCCCUUCCUUUAUAAAUA